Blastomyces dermatitidis ER-3 is the source of this 1747-nucleotide messenger RNA. RefSeq lists its product as uncharacterized. The transcript has 2 exons. NCBI's taxonomy places the organism in Eukaryota, Fungi, Ascomycota, Eurotiomycetes, Onygenales, Ajellomycetaceae. Bases 792 to 1157 code for a protein of 121 amino acids. The record is from RefSeq and is a predicted model, not a curated record.
GUAAUGGCGUUCCGGGGUAAGGGGAACUUGUCGGAUUUAUCAAAGGCGACGCCGAUGUAUUUGCGGUCUGGGUGGCGCGCUGGAUCAGUGUAGUAUUUGACAUAGCCCGUGGCGAGCGAGUAGAUGGUGUGGUCGCGGCCCAUGCCACAGUUUUCGCCAGGAAACCAUUUGGAGCCGCGUUGGCGGAAGAUGAUGUUUCCAGGAAUCACAUAUUGGUCCCCGGACUUUUUUGCGCCGAGACGCCUGCCUGCGCCAUUUUUCGUGCCGUUGUUGGCACGGCCUUGGGUGGCGUGGGAGGCAUAGCGGACCUGAAGCUGGGUUUGGUGGAUGGUGGUGCGGGAUGGAAAUUGGGGUGGUCGCUGUUGUUGAAGGAGGAGAAUAGAGGAGCGAGAGGUGGAGGGAGGAGAGAGCGCCGUACCACUGAGACUGCGGGCCGUUCUCCGUGAGAGAUGUGAUAGAGAUCGUGUGGAUUGUUGGUUGCAGAGGAGAGAUGUGGAUGGGAGGAAGAGGGAGUCGAGAACCCGCAAUUGGGUGCGGAACUGAGGUUGGAUCAUGGCAGCAAAAGGGGAUCGAGACUAGGUAGAUAUAUACUCCUCAGUCUCGAUCUUGGGGCGAUGUGGGCUGUUGCAAUUGGUGCUGGUAAUGAUAUUCUUAAGGCGUCUUCACAUUUUCUUUGACGCCGAAUUUGGUCCGAGUCAUGUGACGAAUAUCACGUGAUUAUAUGAGGACGAACAGGAGCAAUUUGAAGACACCUGUCAGUCUAUACAAACUACGGAGGAAAAAGCGCCAAAAUGAUCCACAUAAUCACCGGCACCCUCUUGGGUUUGCUAUUUCUUGCGACGGGCGCCCGAGCUCAAUUCCAAUUCUUCGAGCAAAUGUUUGGUGGCGGACAACAGCAACAGGAGUCCCAAGAGCACAAUGUCCCCAGUGACAGUUCCUGGUACCAACGAACCUAUGACAACGCACGAUGUUCGGACUAUCUCUGCCCCGGAACUCUAGCCUGCGUCUCUGUUCCACACCAUUGUCCUUGUCAACACCCAGGUGUUGAAGAUAAAUUCGAACUAGGUGACGGAAGCGCAAUUUGUGUGUCGAAGGGUGGGUUCAAGCCUGGUGAAGCUGCAAGAAAGGUCGAAUUGGCCAGGAAAGGAUUGCUGUGAAUUCAAUCGUCGGUUAGCUCGAACACGAUUUGAUAUAUACCCCCGUUAUGAGACAUGCUACACAUUUAGCUCCCUGUCUUCGGCGCUAUAUAUAUCUAUCCACGGUUGCAUAGGACGUAGCGAGAAUUUUUUAUUCCGAUCAGAGAUUUUGUGGUCAUUAUUGUAUUUGCAUAUCUUCCCCUCGCGGAGCCAGCAAGUUGGGCGCAUUACUGAAAUCUGGCGGAAUAAUAGCUGACAGGGCUACAUAGGCAAUGACAACUUAUGAGUUAUUUUUACAUGGAUUACGAAUAUAUCUAGAGCUGUUAUUUGCUUUUCACUAGAGUGCUGCACUUGAGAUGUAUUUAAUGUUUCAAUAUCAAAAAAAAAAAAAAAAAAAAAAAAAAAAAAAAAAAAAAAAUAAGUAUUUAGCUGUUCCCUCGCGCUGCCAAGAUAUAAUAGGUAUUGUGGUGAACAUAUUACUUGUAAAAACAGAAUUUUCCCAGCUCUCUCUGAAAAUUAGUAGUAAAAUAUUAUUAAAAAAUCAAAAUAUCUGCAUUUCUCUAGAAUUAUUCAAUAUCAUUCAAUACAUAUCUUUUUUAGUUUCAUUUGAU